Messenger RNA from Drosophila eugracilis, 1227 nucleotides. Its product is annotated as lipase 3. Gene Ontology annotation, molecular function: hydrolase activity, acting on ester bonds. Lineage: Eukaryota; Metazoa; Arthropoda; Insecta; Diptera; Drosophilidae. Gene Ontology annotation, biological process: lipid metabolic process. The transcript has 3 exons. The record is from RefSeq and is a predicted model, not a curated record. Bases 1 to 1227 code for a protein of 408 amino acids.
AUGCUGAGAGGAGUAGCAAUAAUUUUGGCCACUGUGGCUUUAGCAGGAGCUAUCGACGAUUUUGAUCCAUUCAUAGAUAUACCCUUCAAGCGGAUCAAAACUUCGGCGGAGCGCAUUGAAGAGCAUGGCUACCCGGCCGAAUCGCAUUAUGCGGAAACCCCGGACGGUUAUGUGCUGAACCUGUUCCGCAUUCCCCACUCCCCGAAGCUAAACAAUGCCGGGGAGCCCCGUCCGGUGGUGCUCAUCAUGCACGGACUGUUCAGCUGCUCCGAUUGCUUCCUGCUCAAUGGACCGGAGGAUGCGCUGCCGUAUAACUACGCAGAUGCUGGCUACGAUGUCUGGCUGGGCAACGCCCGUGGAAAUAUCUACUCGAGGAACAACACCAGGCUGGAUGUGAAGCAUCCGUACUUCUGGAAAUUCAGCUGGCACGAGAUUGGCUCCAUCGACCUGCCCACCACAAUUGACUAUAUCCUGGACCUAACGGGACAGCAGGCCUUGCACUACGUUGGCCACUCUCAGGGAUGUACAUCCUUCUUCGUUAUGGGCUCUUUCAGGCCGGAAUACAAUGCCAAGAUCAAGACGGCUCACAUGCUCGCCCCACCCGUUUACAUGGGCAAUACCACAGAGGGUCUUAUUGUGGGCACGGCUCCUUAUUUCGGACACCAUGGUAUUGGCUCCACCCUCUUGGAGAACCAAGUGCUCCUGCCCCAGAACAACUUUAUACAGCGGUUAUUGGACACCACCUGCAGCAAUCGUCCAAUUAUGCUGAGCUACUGCAAAACUCUGGCCAUGCUCUGGGGAGGUCCCGAAAUCGGGAACCUGAAUAAGACACUUCUCCCACAAAUUGCUGAAACACAUCCAGCCGGAGUCUCCUCUAACCAGGCCAUUCACUACAUCCAGUCCUUCGCCUCGAACGAUUUCCGCUUGUACGAUUGGGGAACCCGGAAGAACUUGGAAUACUACGGAGAGGCAGAGCCUCCAGCAUAUGACAUUACCAAAAUAACCUCUGAGUUGUAUCUUUACUAUGGAUUGCAAGAUGGUUCGGCAAACAAGCAAGACAUCUCCCGACUGCCCGAUCUCCUGCCCAACGUGGCUCUGCUCCAUGAAGUGCCUGAUCCCACUUGGGGACAUUUGGACUUUAUAUUUGCCACAGAGGUCAAGAAGGUCAUUAACGAUAUGGUGUUAGAUUAUAGCAAGGCUUACGAUGCGGCAGCAUCUAAGAAAUAA